This is a messenger RNA of Ornithodoros turicata, 772 nucleotides long. RefSeq lists its product as uncharacterized. Bases 1 to 747 code for a protein of 248 amino acids. The transcript has a single exon. NCBI's taxonomy places the organism in Eukaryota, Metazoa, Arthropoda, Arachnida, Ixodida, Argasidae. The record is from RefSeq and is a predicted model, not a curated record.
AUGAGGCUGUAUCAGGAUAUAUCAUUUUCUGUGCUUGGAGUACUAUUCGAUGUGCAUCGCACAACAGCAGCCAAUAUAUGCAAGGAGUGCAUUGACAUUCUGGCAGUAGUACUUCGAAAGGCUGUUUUUUGGCCUAGUAGGAAUGCAGUCAAGAACUGCAUGACAAAGUACUUUGCAAAGUAUCCUAACACGCGAGCUGUACUGGACUGCACUGAAAUCAAAAUCGAAAGACCGUCUGAUUUGCAAUCACGGAUUUUAACUUAUAGCCAUUACAAGCAGACAUAUACUGCAAAGGUUCUCGUUUGUGAAACCCCAGGAGGGCUCAUCAGCUAUGUAAGCGAAGCAUAUGGAGGGAGGACGUCAGACACUCAUAUUGUCAAAGAGAGUAAGGUCCUCGACAAGUGCGAGCGAAAUGAUGCUGUCAUGGUUGACAAGGGGUUCCUGAUUGAAUCACUUUGCAACGAAAAAGAAAUUGAAAUGAUACGGCCACCAUUCUUGAAAGGUCAGAACCAGCUUACACAACAGGAGGGAAGGAAAAAUCAAUCAAUUGCACAGGCUCGAGUACAUGUCGAAAGGGCCAUCCACAGGAUGAAACUUUUCAAGAUACUCCAGAAUAGAAUACCGCUGGAGCUCUUCCCAUACUUUGAUGCUAUAAUCACCAUCACUGCAGGCAUUGCAAACUUAUCAAAGCCACUGUUCAGUGCAGACAAGUUUCUGGAUAAGAGCACCACACAAGAAAACAUCUAGAAGCAUGUACCCCCUCUGGCGAUAA